AUCCUAAAGAUUCAAUUUAUUGUAAUGUUUAUUGUUCACCCGUAUUUGAAAAAGGUGAUUUAUUCCCUAAAGGUCAUUUGAAAUUGGGCAACCAUGCGGAUGUAAACAAACUAGCUACCAGAUAG
Molecule: messenger RNA, 125 nt
Organism: Racocetra fulgida
Lineage: Eukaryota; Fungi; Glomeromycota; Glomeromycetes; Diversisporales; Gigasporaceae
Source: the annotation of a GenBank genome assembly